AUGGCACUAGAGAUGUGUGGGUAUGAAAUAAACCUAGUGAUUCAAAAACAACUUACUGAUACGGAUUUAAACAAAAACCAUGGUCGUUUGUCGAUGAACACAAAACUACUAUCGUUCGAUUUUGCAACCGAGGAAGAGAGCGAGUUACUGAGCGAACAAGAAAAUAAGAACAAGAGGGGGAUAAACGUAAUGGUAUUGGACGAUGUUCUAGAAGAAAGAAUGGUUUGUUUGAAGAAGUGGAAAAUUGGAAGUGGAGAAGUUUACUGUUUGAUGACACAUUGGAAUUCGAUGGUUGAAAAAAGGGGAUUGAAGAGUGGAGAAGAGAUUCAAGUUUGGAGCUUCAGAAAAGAUGAUGAAGAUGAAGCUCAUCGUCUUUGCUUGGCUUUGGUUAAAUUAGCAACUUGCUAA
Cucumis sativus (cucumber) is the source of this 408-nucleotide messenger RNA. RefSeq names its product B3 domain-containing protein At2g31420. Gene Ontology annotation, molecular function: DNA binding. The record is from RefSeq and is a predicted model, not a curated record. The transcript has a single exon. NCBI's taxonomy places the organism in Eukaryota, Viridiplantae, Streptophyta, Magnoliopsida, Cucurbitales, Cucurbitaceae. The coding region runs from base 1 to 408 and encodes 135 amino acids.